This is a messenger RNA of Rubroshorea leprosula, 488 nucleotides long. NCBI's taxonomy places the organism in Eukaryota, Viridiplantae, Streptophyta, Magnoliopsida, Malvales, Dipterocarpaceae. The record is from the annotation of a GenBank genome assembly.
GUUCAAUAACAAGUGCAUUUGAACCUAAUCAAUAUUCACAUUUACAUUUACAGUUCUCAAUAUGGGUGGCAAGGGUGGUGAUGGUGGUGCUAGCUACUGGAGAUGGCAAAGGAGGUGGAGGUGGGUGGUAGUGGGGGAGGUUCUGGCAUGAUGGUAGCCACGGCCAGUGGUGGCUCAUCCCACAUCUCUAGGGGCAGUUUUGAGAGCAAUCCUCAAGGGUACUUCUCUGGUCUGCAUGGAAGUGGAAAGAGCAGCAAACAAAAUUAUUGCGAUUAGACGCUUUAUGGUUUUCUUUGAUUUACACUUUGGUCGAUUUAAUUAAUUUUGUAAUGUUAAAAUAUAUCUAUAAAUCAAUCCCCUCUCAAUAUUUUGCUAAAACACGGAUGCUCGCCGCCUCCCUAGCUAGUAGUUGGUAAAGUUCCUUUGGAUUUGUGGGAAUUCUGUAAUGGGCAAGGAUAUCUAAGCAUGGAUAAAAGUUGAUGAUUUGU